AUGCAGGAGUCCCUCAGGAAGCUCAGCGCGGGAUUCUCUGGCCACACAGAUGCAGCGGUACUGGUGAAUGAUUCCUCUACCAUAAAGAAAACUGGACAACUGUGCAAAUGUCCUCCUGAUAUAAAGCAUGAAGGAAGAAUGGAUAAUUCGAGGCAUAUAGAUGUUUGCAGGGAUUUGAUUUCAUCUGUUCUGAGCAACCCUUCAGUUGUGAAAGCAGUUGACGAAGCACUGAAUUGGACUUGUUCAUCAUCCAACGGCAUGGGUGAACAAUAUGAAAGCCUACAACCUCCUAAUGUACCUCACUGUUCUUCAGUGGCUUCUGUGAAUUUAGCCGAUAGAGAACUAACUAAACAUUUAAUAGGAAAACGAUGUGCAGAUGUUCCGCACUUUUCUACAAGGUUAAAUAUGCUACAGUCUUCAAGAAGUUCAGCAAGACUGGCCGCAAAAAGAAUUUUUAAAAAACGAAUUUGUGGCCCAAACAGUUUCACAAAAGAUGUAGUGCUACUUCCUGAUGCUAAUUUUGUUGUGGUUCCAAGACGAGGAACAAAGCAAUGGCUGUUUGACAAUGGUCAUGUGAAGAAUGCAGUGGAAUUUCAAAAGGACUGGGAUGCGAAAAUAAUAAUUGAACAAUUGCGAUUAGUUUUCAGUGAUAAAAUUGAUUCAAGCAUACAAUUUGAAAUUCUCAUGGGUCUACAUAAUAAAGUUGUUAAACCAAACCUAGUGGCUGGACAAACUUUGUCUGGAUUUGUGAUAAACAAAGUAUUUUCUUCCAAGGUGUUGUACCUUAGACCAAACAAAACACUUCUUAAGUCUCCUGAUGAUAUCAUUGAGAAGUGUACAAAAUCCUCCGACAAUGAAACUGAACACAAUGAAGGCAAACAUUGUAUUUAUGAAGAUUCUCAUUAUGAAAUGAAACACAGUGAUUUUGAAAAGCAACUCCAAGAAACAUCUGUUUUCCAAAUGACAAAUAAUGUGGUCAUAGACAGAGUAUCACUGCCUGGUUAUGAAAAUUGUGAAACUACUUUACAAGAUCAGCUGGUGACAGAAACUGAGAAAACGAUCCUUCAGAGUGCAUCUACAAAUGCAUAUUCAACAGUUGCUGUUGGAGAAAAAAGUCAGUCAAGUGAUCCUUAUCACCAGUACAUCAAUAUUUUGGAAGUGACUGAAGAGGAUGACAUAGAAGGGCCCAUUGUCUUCAGUGACAGCUCUAAUGAUUCAUCAGGUGAUAGUUUCCUUCUUGAAGACAUUCUUCAAAAUUUGGCUGAAGUAAUUAGUGAAGAAGAAAGCAGCAUUUUUAACAUUAACAGAUCUUCACUGUGGGAGGGAGCAGUACGUGGAUUUAAGAGAAAUACAUAUUCUCCUAACAAACAUAUGUCCAUUAAGUUUACUGAUGAUGUUGGCCAUUCAGAAGGCGCUGUUGACAUUGGAGGACCUCGCAGAGAAUUCCUGAGACUUUUGAUGAGACAUCUCCAAUCUAGUUCUCUCUUUAUGGGGCCAGAACAUAAAAAAUACUUAGCAGUCAAUAGUACAGCUGUGAGAAGAGAUGACUACUUCAUUGCAGGGAGAGCUAUUGCUGUUUCCCUUGUACAUGGAGGACCACCACCACAGUUUAUAUCAACUGAGUUGUAUGAUGCAUUGGUCAGUGGACCUGAAAAUGUUAAAUGUGAUCUUAAGAACAUUGAGGAUGAAGACAUAAGGACAAAAUUACAAAAAGUAAUUGUUUAA
Molecule: messenger RNA, 1725 nt
Organism: Erpetoichthys calabaricus (reedfish)
Lineage: Eukaryota; Metazoa; Chordata; Cladistia; Polypteriformes; Polypteridae
Exons: 9
Coding region: 1-1725 (574 amino acids)
Molecular function (GO): ubiquitin-protein transferase activity
Source: RefSeq, a predicted model, not a curated record